Messenger RNA from Acaulospora colombiana, 3561 nucleotides. Lineage: Eukaryota; Fungi; Glomeromycota; Glomeromycetes; Diversisporales; Acaulosporaceae. The record is from the annotation of a GenBank genome assembly.
AUGAACUUCUCCAGUGUUAUCUCUAGUUUAAGCAGUAUUCGAUCUUUUGAUACCAUGGAUUCCUUUGACACCGUUAUAGCAAUCGACUCCUCAAACGACAUCACCUCACCGUCACAAACUCUGCAGGAACUGACCAACUUAUUGGCUACAAGUGAAGAGUGGCAAGUCAAUGGAGAUGCGACCUUCAUGAAAAAUAAUCAUGUGUUGGAGAUGCUUUCGCUUCAUUUACCAUCGAUGGAAGAUUCUGCACAGCUACAAGUCAUCGAUCGCUUGAUAUGUUUCGCGGAGUACAGCGACAUGAAUAAGUGGAUCAUGUUUAAGACGAAUAUAACUAGUAAAUUAUUGACCACCAUUAUCUGGAAGUCGUGGAACAGGAGUGAGGUAGCUGAAAAGACAAUGAGGUUAUUGGAGAUCAUAUGUUCUUACUCCGUCAAAGUCUCGGAUGUAAAAUUGAUAUUGAAUAAGAUAUGCAACAAGAAUGAUGGGGACGUUUCCCCACAUCAAGAAGAAUCUGCUUGGUACCAAGGUGCUCUGCUAAAGUUAUUAUACUCCAUCGCUCCGAAACAAAACACCAUGGACUUUAUUUAUUUCAAAGGCAUCGAGUCUGGUAUAGAGUUAUCACCCAUCGAGAAAUUUCCGGCGAAUGGGUAUUCAUUCUUUACUUGGAUAAAGAUGGACGCAACCCCAUCACCAAAAGAACAUGUCGAACACGGAGACUACAUCCCGAGAUUAUUUUCAUUCUUCGCCGAGUCCGGGGAUGGAAUUGAGGCCUAUUUUGAGAACAAUGAGCUAUGCUUUCAUUGCAAAAGGGGUGAAAUUGUUUCAAGGGCUGUCAUGUCUAAUUUCAAGUUUACCCAAAAGAGGUGGUACUUUAUCGUUGUGGUGCAUCAACCGGAGAAGAGAGGUUGGACGAUCACCCCUUCGGAAUUAAAUGUCGUCGUGGAUGGUCAGAUAAACUUCAGAGCGCGUCUGGAAUAUCCCGUUGAUCUUUAUUCCAAGAACAUUCCAUCUUUUAGUCAUUGCUCAGUUGGAGCUAGCAUGUCAAUUAGUCCGCCACAAUCUCCUGACAGCGAUCAUUCGAAUGCCUCUACAUCAUCUAGUGGACUUCACAAUUGCUUCCGCGGCCAAAUGACAAGUUUGUAUAUGAUUAACGAUGUCUUAACAAAGGAGCAAAUAAUUGCGCUUUAUGAACUCGGCCCGAAUCACUCUACACAAUUUGAACCUGAUCAAAAAAAGGAUAUUUUAUCAGCCUGUAAUCUAUUUGAUGGGACUCUCGGUCCUAGGAUGGUAUUUAAUUUUCACGUAAAAGCCUCAUCGGGUCAAAAAUGUUUUAAUCUAGCAUCGCGGAAUUUAGUCACUAAUACUCGGGAGAUGAUCUCGGCCACGUUAUUUGGCAUUGAAAAAUGCUCAACGCUUAGUUUGAGGAAUGCCAUACAAUGUUUGGGAGAUGUGGAAAUUCUGUUUCCCAUUAUAAUGAGGUUUGAUGAUCUGAAUUCUGUUAGCCUUCAAGCUCCGUUCGGGUCUCAGGACAAUUUUUUUGCUUCGGUGGGACCAUGCAAAGCUUUUUUUGACCUCCUGUCAUCAUUGUUACAGUCUAACACCAAAAGUCAGAAUCACAUAAUCAAAUCUCGUGGUAUCAAGAUUAUCAGUCUAUUAUUGCAGCAGGUUGGGCCGAGUCAUUUUUCCAUAUCAGCAUUUAAAAGCAUGAUUAUAUUAGCCAGUAGUUUAGAAGCAAACGAGGAUUUGGCACGUGAAAUUUAUUUGAAUCUCGUUUUUGAGUUUCGUUUGUGGAUGUAUGCGUCAAUGGGAAUUCAACGGUAUUGCAUAGAGUUUCUUAAGAAUUUCAUUGAUUCCAGGAAACAAAUGUGUAGAGAAUUGUUUGGAGUGCAAUAUAUUCUGGAUAUCCUUUCGAGUGUGUAUUGGUACAAACAAAACGAACUUUCUUCGCCAGACAGACAUCCCACCGCUAACUCCGCUAGGCCGAAACCUUCAUUAGUUAAACAAUUACGUGAAAUGCUCCUCGGCAUAAUCGUGAAUUACUUCAAGGACGGAAUAUUUAAGGAUGAGGUCCUGGGGAUAUUCAGGAAUUUGUUGAUUAGCGAAGACGAUGAGCAUAUAUACGAGAUUCUGAAUUUACUUCUCAACUUGUUGACUAGUGGAUCAAAUAAAAGUAUGGUUGACAUAUUUGCGUCCUACGGAGGAUUCGAGAUUCUGUGCGAGCUAUUGAAGCGUAAGGAUGAAAGUGUUAAGGUUCUAUGUAUAAGGUUGAUUACUUGUUUGAUCAAUAGUCAGCAUACACCAUCAAGAAUUGUCGAUAAACUUCGAUUUGAGAAUACCGAUCCGCUAAAUUUGAUAAAGUUAUUGGAAGGCACUCCAUUCACAUUACCGAUCUAUCAUUCCUUAUUAUCUUGGGCACUAGAGCAGUUUAACAUGCCUGGUUCACCCGACAAGGACACCGAGUCAUCUUCGGCAUAUCUCACGAUCAAAAAUUUCAAUAUAAUAAUUGUAACAUUGGCGCUGUUGGACUGCGAUGGUACAAAGCCGACAGUGCAAUGCCGAGUACUCGAAGAUUUGGUCAAGAUGUUUAGGCAGAACAUAUCUUUUUGUAACGAACUACAUCGAAUAUGGAACUGGCAGAAGUACCUUUUUCGUUUGAUCCCAAUAUACGGUAGCCAAGACGAAAUGCACGUUAAGAAAGGAAGUAAGGAUACUGCGGAUUGGGCACUGGAGUUGGUGGCGACGGUGACAUGGAACAUGUUCGAGGUAGAUCUCACUGCCUACAAGAUUGUCGAGGAUACUAUAAUAUCCAUAUGGAUGAGUGGGCGACCUGAUGCUAUCGAGGUUAUUCGAGCGUUCCUUACGCAGAUGCUAUUGUUUACGACCAGAGAAAUGAGGAAUUCGUUUGGAGCCUCUUUUGCAAAAAUAAAACGGGAAAAUGUCACGCGAUUGAUGUCUAUGGCCGAAGAGAUCUUAUUUAAUCACAGAGAUCUAGCUCAGACCAUGGUGCAAAGACAGUCCAGUAGUAAUGGAUUUAAGUCGUCUGGGAGUUAUCCUUCCUCAAUUCGUUCCGCAUAUGAAUCUACCAUGCCGUCAUUUAACAUGCUGAGAUUCGAAGAAACAGUGAUUUCGAAAAUUGAAUCAAAUUUCUCUGUCUUCUCAUCUCAAAAAUAUGAGGAUAUGGUAUUUCAGAGUGCUAGCAAUCCAUGGGAGGAGAAUAGAGAAUUGGCAGAGAUGUAUUUGGAGAUUGUGGACGGUCUUGAUAGUAACGGGAAUUGGAAGAUGGAACUGACUGCGAAUCGAAAUGAAACGCCACCAGGUGAUAAUUGUCGUAUGGUUUUGCGCGUUCUAAUUUCCGGAAUAACGUUGCAUGAUCACGUAUUACGGGAAAAGUCAUUGGAGAAAUUGAUGGAGUUCGUUGAAAGACACGUGAGAGUUCCGAGCGCGUCACCGAAAGACGAACAGAAACUAUUGGAUAAUUUUUACUGUCACGACAGUGAAGUUUUUGAGCAGCAUAUCUUUACAGUGCUGGGGGAAAUUCACGAGGCAUUCAUGCAAGUUUUG